Molecule: messenger RNA, 3948 nt
Organism: Oikopleura dioica
Lineage: Eukaryota; Metazoa; Chordata; Appendicularia; Copelata; Oikopleuridae
Source: the annotation of a GenBank genome assembly
AUGAAGAUCUUAGCUUUACUAAAUAUAAAAUUUGCUUAUUCUUUUUAUUGUGGCUUUGACGGUGGAGAUUUCUGCGAAAAUUGGACUGGACCAGAGAAAUGGUCGAUUUCACGAGAUUGGGGCUCAGAUUUGGAGCACUUCGUUAGAGCAAAGUUUGAAGAAGAUGAUGAAGAAAUAGUUCUAGAGCUACCGAAGGUUGAAUUAGUCGCGGAAACACAUUAUUGCUUCGAGUUUUUCUACCGCAGCUGGUUUGAAAAUGGAUCCGCUGGGGUUAGAUUUACAGAGCCGUUUCUUGGAUUUGAAGAAAUUGGUUGGUAUGAGAACUUGUCCGCUUCAAAUAAAUGGGAAAGAGUAAGAGUACCUCUUUUGGGAACUGAUUUUCCAGAGCUCAAUAUUGAGAUCAUCUCGAAAGGAACAAAGGAUGGGAAGAUCAAUUUUGACGAGUUUUCUUUGCACAAGAAAAAAUGCAAGCACUUAUGCGACGGAGACGAUUUUACUUGUUUCAAGAUAAAAGGUUGUGUUCCUCGAUCGAAAAUUUGCGAUGGAAUAAAUGACUGUAUUGAUCAAUCUGACGAAAAAUACUGCAUCGAUGGUGAGGGAUAUCAAACAACUGCUGCUCCUGACUUUUGGGAUAUUCUUGGAUCAACUCAAUCGCCAACUGAAGCUUUUGAUCUCGAUUUUCUUGUAACAACUGUUGGUCUUUUCGAUGCGUUGGAUCAGAUUCUAGCGACGACGCCAGAUCCACUUGCGGAACUUGAUGAGCUCUUGGCAACAACCCCUGAUCCCUUAGAAGAAAUUCAGCUGAUCGACUGGUUUGAAGAGCCUACAGCUUCGACCACAACAACAAUUUUUGCGCAAAUUGCUACGAAAUCUUCUACUACUACAUCAACUUCCACAUUAUUAACCAAAACCACGACAACUGAGAUGACAGCUUUUACACUGAGGGAAACAACUUCAUUGGACGAUAUUUUUGCUAAUCUCACUUCAACAACACUUAUUUCGACUUCAACAUUAACAUCAACAUCAUCUUCUUCAAUCACGGCCACAACCACAACUACAACGACUACAACAACUUAUUCUCUACCAGAAACUUGUCGAAACAAAACUCUUGGCUCUGUAGUCGAAAAUCCGCAGCAAACUAUUCUUGAGCGCGAACAGUACCAAACCUACGACCUCAGCUAUGCACUUUCGCUUUCAACCCUUUUCUACGAAGCCCAAAUUGCUGGAAAGAAACCCUCUUGGAGUCGAAUUCCUUGGCGCGGCGAUUCAGUACUUGCAGAUGGAUGCGACCUUGAGCUGGAUCUUUCGGGAGGAUUUUUUGAUGCUGGAGAUUCGGUAAAAUUUACAUAUCCAAUGGCUUUUGCAAUUAAUCUGCUCAUCUGGGGUGCGCUAGAAUUUCCGAUCGGAUAUAGAAGCGCUGGUCAAUAUGAAGCUAAUAAUAGAAUCAUUCGGUGGGGCAUUGAUUGGUUGAUGAAGGCGAAUUACGAAGAACUCAGUAUUGUAGGAAUGGUUGGCCUUCCAACGACCGAGCAUUCAUUCUGGAUUCCACCGGAGAAGAUUGAUCAUUUUCGACCUUCGUUUACUUCAAAUGAAGAAAAUCCAGCGUCAGAUUUGCUUGGCCAAGUAGCAGCAACAUUUGCCUCUGCUGCCGUCUAUUUCCAAGCUGAUGACCAGCAGCUAUCUCAAGAGCUAUUUAAUCGGUCGGUUAUCAUGACUAGAAGCUGUUUCGAGAACCAUGGCUAUCUGCACAAUGCGAUUCCAGAGCUGAAAGAAUACUACAAAAGCUGGCAUAUUGCAGACGAACAUGUUUAUGCAGCUCUUUGGGUCCAUAAAGCGGCCGUUGUUCUAGGCAACGAAUCAAUUGCGGAAGAAAUGAAGGCCUUGGCGUUUUCAUGGGAAGAACGAGCAAUCAACGGGGAUAUCGAAUACAACACAAUUUGGUGGGAAGGCGAAUCCUUCAACUGGGACUCUAAACAUCCCGCGAUUCAUUAUCUCUUCAGUAAUUUAUUCGACAACGAGCCGAGCAAAGAAAGGUUCGAAAAAUUCAAGACCUCGAUUUUUAGACGGGAAAGGACAGAAAAGGGAUACAUUUGGAUCUCAAAAUGGGGCUCGACAAGGCACAAUGCGAAUGCAAUGUUUUUGCUCGCUUUGGAUGCAAGAGAUCAAGAAGACUUUGGUUUAAUUCAGGAAGUCAAAGGGCAGAUAUAUUAUCUUCUGAAUGGACCUGUCAUUGAUGGAAAAACUGGGUCGUAUUUGAUAGGAUACGGCGAUGUCUAUCCAUCGGAGCCCCAUCAUCGGGGCUCAUCGUGCAACGGUGCUGAAGACUUCUGCGUUGAGGGAAAUAAUACAGAAGCUGUUUGGACACUCUACGGUGCUCUCGUUGGUGGAGCAGACACAGUCACAGAUGUAUUUAUCAAUGACAGAAAAAACUGGAUAACAAACGAAGUGGCACUUGAUUACAACGCUGGUUUCCAAUCAACUCUCGCGGGCCUGAUUGCGCUCGAAGACAAACUUACGACCACAACUACCACAACAACGACUUCAGCUACUCUUUCAACGACCGAAGCGCCAAGACCAACACAAGAACUUGGCUUUCAAACACUCACGUUUGUAUCUUACGGUAAGCGAUUCGACGAAACUCAAGACAUGCAAAAACGAACGCUAGAAGAAGGAAAGUACUUCAGAACUCUCAUCGGUGAUUUUUCGGACGAGUACAGCAAUCCUUGGCCACUAGAGAGAUUUGAAGAACUUGAGCGGACAGAAAUGCGCUGGUGCUUCAAACUUUUUGGGGAGCGUUUAUUAGUUGGCCAUAAAAGUGGAGUUUGGAUUCACGACGGAAGUGAAUCAAAUUGGACGUCUUUGACUGAUGGCCUCAUCCUCGAUCCUCUUGAUUUCUUUGACGGCUCAUCAAUCGAUCAGGAAUAUCUUGAUUACGUCGGCGUUGAAAGCUUCUUUCCGACGGUUGACUGGCCCUUUCUGACAAAAGAGCUCAAGAGAAGCUUAUCAUGCGAAGUUCAUAUGGGCAAAAUCUUCUUUUGCGGGCUUCAUGAAGGGAAAACAUGCGUAGUUUUCAAUGAAGAUCUUGAAUUCGAGACAUUUUUUGAAACGAAAAUUGAGCGUGAUGGCGGCGCUCUUGUUUCCUACAAGGAUAAGCUACUCUUCAUUGGUGGUCAAAAGCAAGAAAACACCCUAGGAGCACGUGGAAUUACUGAAAAUCGAAAAAGAAGGCAAGUUGGAAUGCAAAAUUUCCUAUCCGGACUUAGCACUUUCCUCGGAACCAAGGAAGCAGAGCGACAAAAUUCACCACUCAAGGAUGUCCUCGAUCUCUAUGGUGAUGUAGAAGUCAUAACUUUUCACCAUAACGAUAUCAACAACAAGACAAUAACAUUUGGACCGGAUCUUCCCCCACAGUUUCAACCUUCAACACCGCAUGAUGCUGUUUGUGUUUUCAACGAAAAUAUCUUUAUCGUCACAAAAACUCGUAAUGACGACGAUCCUCUUCAAUAUGAAACUCAUCUUCUGUCAAUUGACAAUUUGAGUAUUGACACAAGCUGGCAGUCCUACAGAAACUUGUUUCUUGAGAAAAGGGAAAAUAUGACGAUGGUUCCUUAUCAGGGAAAGCUGAUGAUUCUUGGAGGUGCUUAUAUUAAACCGUUUAACAAAUUAGCCCCGCCUUCUCCACCACCAAAUGAGUUUAUUCUAUUUGAUGAGAAAACAAAGCUGCCAAGCAAGGUAGAAAAAGAGCCUCAACUCAUGAUAUUAGCGGGAUCAUUUGGAGUUGUGAGGUAUCCUCCGGGUGAAUUCGGAGAGUGGAACUCUUGGAGUGAAUGUUCCAUCACUUGUGGGACUGGCAUUGUCACCCGGGAAAGAUAUUGUUACUCGAAACUCGUCAAACUCGUAGGAGACGCCAGGAAAGGGUUUUUUAUUGAAAACAACAGACAGACAUAA